CAACACGGGCGGCCCCCGCAGGCACGCAGGUCCUCCCAAAUCCUAGAGCGGCCCCCACGUCGGCGCUUCCGCUUCCCGUCCCCGCCCCCAAGUACCCCCGGGACACCUGGGGCCGACCCCCUCCCGACUUGGCGCGGAUCCCGCAUCCCGGAGCCGCCGGUGACUCGGACACACGAGCCCGCUGAGAAGCUCCGGAGAGCGUCGGGGUGGUAGUGCCGGAGGCAGCCAAGGAGGGCGGCGUGCAGGCGAUGGAGCGCGCGGUAGAGCCGUGGGGCGCGGAUCUCCACGGUCAGGAGCAGAGGGAGCCGCUGAGAGGCGCCCGUACAGGUUUAGGAAGUGAGAAUAUGGAGAUUUCUCAGUCAAAUGAAUUUGAACGUACUCCACAGGAUGAGGAUGAAUUGGAGUAUAAGGAAGAGGAAGAUCUGGCCCCAGGUCAUGAAGUAAGAAAUGAUUCUCUCAAACCUGAAGGCAUCCAGACCUGGGAUGACUUAUGGGUCCAAAGAGGGGGACUAGGAAAGCCUCAGGCUCGGGACCAAGGCCCCCAGGUCCUGGGAGAACCACGCUGGGGCCAGGCCAGUACUGAUCGAACUGCAGUGUGUGGUGAGUGUGGCAAGAGCUUCAGGCAGAUGUCAGAUCUGGUGAAACACCAGCGGACUCACACCGGGGAGAAACCCUAUAAGUGUGGGGUUUGUGGCAAGGGCUUUGGGGAUAGCUCAGCCCGCAUCAAACAUCAGCGAACUCACAGUGGUGAGAAGCCCUAUAGAGCCCAGCCACCAGCCCAGGGUCCCCCAAAGAUUUCUCGACCCCGGAUCCCUGCUGGUGAACGCCCCACUAUCUGCGGUGAAUGUGGCAAGAGCUUUCGGCAGAGUUCCGACCUAGUGAAGCACCAGCGGACCCACACCGGUGAGAAGCCCUACAAAUGUGGCAUCUGUGGCAAGGGCUUCAGUGACAGUUCUGCCCGAAUAAAGCACCAGCGGACACACCGAGGGGAACAGCCCCCCCAGCCAGUCGUACCCCGAAGACAGCCAUCUCGGGCAGCCACUGCAACUGCACAGGGACCCAAGGCCCAGGACAAGCCAUAUAUCUGCACAGAUUGUGGUAAAAGGUUUGUGCUCAGUUGUAGCCUCUUGAGCCACCAGCGCAGUCACUUAGGGCCCAAACCCUUUGGCUGUGAUGUGUGUGGGAAGGAGUUUGCCCGGGGCUCUGACCUGGUGAAACACCUGCGGGUGCACACAGGGGAGAAGCCCUACCUGUGCCCUGAAUGCGGCAAAGGCUUUGCUGACAGCUCCGCCAGGGUCAAGCACCUCCGCACCCACAGUGGCGAGCGGCCACAUGCCUGUCCAGAGUGUGACCGCACCUUCAGCCUCAGCUCCACUCUUCUCCGACACCGCCUCACUCACAUGCAGCCCCAGGCCUUCAGCUUCCCCAGCCACCCUGUAGCCCCGCUAAUCCCCAGCCCACCUCCACCUCCUCUUGCCACCAGUCCCCCACUGACUCCUCGAAGUCCUUCACACUCAGGUGAUGGGCCUUUUGGCUUACCUGGCUUGGAACUAGAACCUGGGGGCCCGCAGGCUGGUGAGCCACCCCCACCACUGACAGUGGGUGACAAGCCCCACAAGUGUCCUGAGUGUGGCAAGGCUUUCCGCCGAAGCUCUGACCUAGUAAAACACCAUCGUGUGCACACAGGGGAGAAACCUUACCUCUGUCCUGAGUGUGGCAAGGGCUUUGCUGACAGCUCAGCACGAGUCAAGCACCUGCGCACUCACCGUGGUGAACAUGCUCGGCCACCACCACCAUCUACUCUCCUGCGGCCACAUAACCCUCCUGGUCCAGCACCCAUGGCCUCUCGACCUAUAGCCCAUACCCAGCCCUCUGGACCCAGCCAGUCCCAUGUGUGUGGCUUUUGUGGGAAGGAGUUUCCCCGGAGCUCAGAUCUGGUCAAACAUAGGCGCACACACACUGGAGAGAAGCCAUACAAGUGUGCCGAGUGUGGCAAAGGUUUUGGUGAUAGCUCUGCCCGUAUCAAGCACCAGCGUGGGCACCUGGUCCUGAGGCCCUUUGGGAUAGGGGAUGGUCAGGCAAGGCCCCUCAAGGAGGAGCCACCAGCCGGACUGGAAUGAUAGGGUUUGGGGGGCCCAGGAGACCAAAGGGAGAUCUGCUACUGAAGCAGAGAAGACAGGGUGUGGGAGGUAGUGGGGGGAGGAGGAGGGGAAGAGACAAGAGAGAAGCAAAUAGAUAGAGACAGACUGGAGACCAUAACCUCGACACUCAGGAAACCAUCCUGGCUAGGUGUUAGGACCUCGCUGGUAUGGGCUGAAACUUCCAACUUCCAGAACACUGUCUGGUACACAGUAAACACUCAGUGAAUACUUGUUAAAAUAGAAACUGGCCUUAGUCUGAGGACCCUUAAAAUACUGUAUUCCCAUUGUCUCUUUGCUUAGGAACUAACCCCUUGGUAAGGUGGGAUAAUUGAUAGCUGUAAUCCCAGCUACUCAGGAAGCUGAGGAAGGAAUAUAUUUGAGGCCACCCUGGACAAUUUAAGAGAAACCCUGUCUCAGAAAGGGCUGGGGUUUAGCUCAGUGUUCUCUUGGUUCGAUCCUCAGUACCAAGAAAAGAAAAUGACUCCUUUCAGCUUCCCCUCAGAGACCAGGUAUGACCUGAUAGGUGCAGCAAAAGGACUUGUGGAAUUUAAGGUGUUAAAAUGAGGGAGGGCAGGGGCUGGGGAUUUAGCUCAGCGGCAUAAGCGCCUGCCUUGCAAGCAGGCAGUUGUGAGUUUGAUCCCCGGUACUGAUAAAAAGGAAAAAGACAAAAAAAAAAAAAAAAAAGAGCGAGGGCAUCUUGACCAUCCUAUAGGGGAAAGUAACCUCCUAACCUCCAUCUACAGGACAUAAUUUCAGCCAGGAAAAGGCAGCACUUAAGUGGGCCAGACCUGUGUGCCCUUUGUUCACCAACAGAACAGAUGAGCCAGCAGGAGGAAUGCUCGUAGUGGGCAGUCUGGAUGCCACACCCAGGUCCUGGUGGAUAUUUGCAGCAACCCACUCUGGGUGAGUGCAGGACUAGAAGGAAAAGAGGCCACAUUCCCAUAUGUCUCCUUACUAAUAAACUAUUUCUUGUUUGAAGUUUGAAUUCUGUGUAGGGGUGAGUGUGUGUAUACGCAUCUAUAUGCAGGGCAAGAAUUGGAAAUGUGAAGGUUUCACCAUAGACAAAGUCUUCAAGCUUUUUGUAAACUAGCGUGGAUCCCUUUCUUUGACCCAUUAAAUAAAAUUGUCUUGGCACA
Messenger RNA from Cavia porcellus (domestic guinea pig), 3277 nucleotides. RefSeq names its product zinc finger protein 48 (gene Znf48). Gene Ontology annotation, biological process: regulation of transcription by RNA polymerase II. Gene Ontology annotation, molecular function: RNA polymerase II cis-regulatory region sequence-specific DNA binding; DNA-binding transcription factor activity, RNA polymerase II-specific. The coding region runs from base 249 to 2120 and encodes 623 amino acids. The record is from RefSeq and is a predicted model, not a curated record. The transcript is spliced from 3 exons. NCBI's taxonomy places the organism in Eukaryota, Metazoa, Chordata, Mammalia, Rodentia, Caviidae.